AAAAAGAGCAACAGGAAGCGAUCGAACACAUCGAUGAAGUUCAGAAUGAAAUUGACAGACUGAACGAACAGGCUAGUGAAGAAAUUUUAAAAGUAGAGCAGCAAUUCAACAAACUACGCCAGCCAUACUUUCAGAAGCGAUCAGAGCUCAUAGCCAAAAUCCCCAACUUCUGGGUCACAACAUUCGUCAACCACCCACAAGUUUCAGCUCUUCUCGGCGAGGAGGACGAGGAAGCGCUUCACUACCUGUCGAGGGUGGAGGUCACCGAGUUUGAGGACAUAAAGUCUGGAUACAGAAUAGAUUUUUAUUUCGAUGAGAACCCGUACUUCGAGAACAAAGCCCUCUCCAAAGAGUUUAACGUGAACGAGAGCGGAGACCCCGUUUCCAAGUCAUCUGAAAUUAAAUGGAAAGCUGGAAAGGACCUGACGAAGCGUGCAGGUCAGACGCCAAACAAAGCGGGAAAGAAAAGGCAGCCCGAGGAGCCAGAGAGCUUCUUCACCUGGUUCACCGACCACUCGGACGCCGGCGCCGAUGAGCUGGGAGAAGUGAUCAAGGACGACAUCUGGCCGAACCCUCUGCAGUACUACCUGGUCCCGGACAUGGAAGACGAGGAAGGUGACGGCGAUGAUGACGACGAUGAAGAGGGUCUGGAAGACAUUGACGAGGGGGAGGAGGAGGAAGGUGAAGAUGAGGAUGAAGAUGGUGAUGGAGAAGAUGGAGAGGACGAUGGCGAUGACGAUUAAACGUUUCUAACAGCUUUUCGACUCUUUCCCUCCGUCUGUGAUCAUCCUCUAACCCGUUGGAACAAACUCUUUUGUUUUGGGGGGGGGGGGGGGUUUGUAAAAAAACAAACAACAAAAAAAACCAAGCAGCCUCUUUUUUUUCUUUGCUGUGUGUUGUCAGGCUGUCCGUCCUCUUCCUCCGCAGCCACGACCUGUCCAUCAUAUAAUCAUGUCUGAAGGUCUGAACACGGCAGGUCUACACGGGUCGCAGCGGGGUGGCUCUGUCAUUGAACCUGUUCACACCCGGCACGUACAUCCAUCCUGACAGAUCUGAUCGUGUGCUAAGCUCCGAGUUCAGGUGUGAACCCACUCGACGUCGAUGCGUAGCGAGAUCUCUCAAACCACAUCGUGAACGCUGACGAGUUCUGGUUCACUCACGUUCACUUGGUGACCAGACGUUGAAUUGUUGCACAACAUCAACAUGAUUUCUGAUGUUUUCUCAAACACACAAACACGUUGACGGACACAUCUGGAAACCCGGACUCGGUAAAAUCAACAGACGGUCUUAGCUAACACAAAUAAUGUACAUGUUUAUUUGCAUCUUGAGCAGGAAGUGACCUCACGUGGUCGCAGAGACACAUUAAGGUGUGAACGGACGAUCUCGGAGCGCUCCCCGUUGACUCGUAUCUCUCAGGAUUGACGUUAAACACCAGGUGUGAACGGGGAUCAUGGUUUCUAUUCAUCUCCCAAAGACAUGGAAAAGAAUAAAAAAAAUUUGUAGCAUUCUGCACGUCAUCCUACGUAGAUUUCAAAUACGUACAAUAGCAAUUUUUUCUGUAAGAUAGGAAAUUACAGUUUCUGUUGAAGUUGUGAGUUCAAUAAAAAUAAGCCAUGGUGCAGUGAUAACUCAAUCAUAGCAUCCUUAGCCACUUUUAUAUAUAAAUGUAUAUUAUAAUAUAUCCAGUGGUGGAGGACUGAGGCUUAUUAGAAGUUGCAUUUUCCUUUGUGACUUAUUGUUCUAAUGGAACUGAUCGAACGCACCAGCUUGUUUCUUUCCAACUGUUGUAAAUGUUUUUUGGGAUGUUCAUGUAUGUUGGUCAGACGGUGAAUUAUGCACAGUUUAAGAGGUGUGGUGGGGCAGCGCAGGUUUUGACACCGACUCUGGACUUCUGUUAAAUAAAUUUUCAUGAUCUUGUUUUUCAGGCAGCCACAACAAAGUUUGAAAUGUACAUUUUUUAUAAAAAAAAACAAACUGAAGUCUAAUUUUGGGUCUCGGCGUAACAUUUUGAGAUGGGAGAGAAAAACGAUUUCUGUGGAGUCUGCAGCGUUUCUCCUGUUCCACUGGAAACCUGUUCACGUUAAAUUAAGUGUACCAGUUGAUUUGUUACAAUAAAUAAAUGUGUACAUGA
Molecule: messenger RNA, 2131 nt
Organism: Paralichthys olivaceus (Japanese flounder)
Lineage: Eukaryota; Metazoa; Chordata; Actinopteri; Pleuronectiformes; Paralichthyidae
Source: RefSeq, a predicted model, not a curated record